UUCACGACAGGAAAUUAAGUCUUCGGGGUUGCAAAAUGUCUUCUUUUGUGGUACUUUUCUUCUUGUUAGGCUGCAUAUUAUUGCUGCAGGCAUCGAAGGGAUUACCAGAUGACAGCAAAAACCACAAUUGCCAUGUUCUUGGGAGAAUUGGGGGUGUUAUUUAUCAGAGUUCUCGCAUUGGCCGGGAGCAGAAAAUAGCUAUGGAGAUGGCUAUCCAUGACUUUGAGAAGCGCAGCUUGAAUUGCUCAAAGCUGGUUUUGCACCUCAAAGAUUUAGACCUGAACUCAGCUGGUGCAGUUUCUGCUGCCGUUGAACUUGUCAACCAGAAGCACGUUGAUGCCAUCCAAGGAACAUUGACACUUCAAGAAGCUGCUCAACUUGUGGAGUUUGUUAAUGUGAUCAAAGACGUUCCCAUCAUUUCCAUUACGUCAAAAUCCUCAUCCACAGCACCAAUCCCGGAAAAACUGCUCCCUUUUAUUCAGAUGACUAACCACAUCGACGUGCAAACCCAGUGCAUCGCCUCCAUUGUUGGCCAUUUUCGGUGGCGAAAGGUGAUAACAGUUUAUGAACGCAGCACCAGUUUCACAGAAGAUUCCGGGAUCAUCACCCACCUCUCUGAUUCACUCCGAGGAGUCGACUCGUUUGUUGAACAUCAUAUAGCUUUUCCUAUUGCAUCUUCUCUCUCGAAUCGUGGAGCCUAUGUCAAACAAGAAUUAAAUAAGCUCAAAAGCAAGAGUGUCAGGAUUUUCAUAGUCAUGCGUUCUUCUUUGGACUUUGCUGUAAUUCUUUUCGAAAAGGCAAAGGAAUUGGGAAUGAUGGAAAAAGGUUACGUGUGGAUUGUAUCUGAUGAAAUCGCAGGCUUUCUUGAUUCCAUCCCAUCGCCUGUUAUACUUAAUAUGCAAGGUGUUAUUGGUUUCAAGAACAACUAUGAGGACACCAGUGAAUCUUUCAGAGAGUUCAGAACCAAGUUUAGAAGAAUGUACAGAUCAAAAUAUCCAGAAGAAGAAGAAUACUCGAACCCCAGUUUUUACGCACUUCGAGCUUAUGAUGCAACUUGGAUCGUUGCCAAGGCCUUGCAGAAUUUACAAGGAAAGAUUGACUCCAAAGAAUUAGUGAAGCAGAUUUUUCACAGUAACUUUGAAGGUCUAAGUGGAAGAAUAAGCUUUAACGAUGGUUUUCUUACGCAGAAUCCAAUUUUUCAGAUAGUCAAUGUGAUUGGUAAAAGCUAUAGAGAAAUAGCAUGGUGGUCGCCAGAGUAUGGUUUCUUUGAGGACCAGAUAGAAAACGAGGAAAUGAAGAAGGGAAUUUUUGAAGGUUUAGAGGGGAAACUGACUUCAAUUUACUGGCCUGGCGGUGAGCGUACUGUUCCGAAAGGAUGGACUUUAGCCGGUACAGAGAAACCUUUGAGGAUAGGCGUUCCAGCAAGAGGUGCUUUUAAUCAGUUUGUUAAUGUUGUGUUUGAUCAGGACAGAAAUGAAACUUCUAUUGGCGGAUUUUCAAUUGAUGUCUUUGAGGCUGCAGUGAAGCAGCUUCCUUAUCACCUCCCAUUUGCGUUUGUACCCUACUAUGGUUCAUAUGAUGAAAUGGUGGCAGAAGUUCACAACAAGAGACUGGAUGCAGCAGUAGGUGACACAGAAAUAAUGGCGGAUCGCUAUGUUUAUGCAGAAUUUUCGCAGCCCUAUAUCGAAUCUGGGCUGGUAAUGGUGGUGACAGUAAAACCAGGUUUGAAAGAUAAAGGAUUCGUAGUUGUAGAUGCCUUCAAGAAGGAAAUGUGGAUUCAGAUGGCAGCUAUGAGCAUGUCCUCCGCAGUUGCUAUAUGGUUAACUGAAUAUGCUAACAACAACCCGGAUAUAAGAGGAUCAUUCUGGCAGCUAAUAAGUUCCAUGCUAUGGUUUUGCGUCACUGUUCUCUCUCUUGCACACAGAGAAACGAUCAGAAGCAAUCUAUCUAGACUUGUGCUUGUAGCUUGGUUAUGUGUAGUUGCAGCUGUAGCAGCAUGUUUUACUGCUGUCCUGAGUUCUAUGCUGACAGUCCCAAAGCUCCAACCAUCCAUUUUAGAUGUUGACUAUCUUCUGAGGAUAAAUGCUCCAGUCGGAUGCAAUGGGAAUUCUUUCAUUGUGCGAUACCUGAUUAAUGUUUUACAUUUCAAACCAGAGAAUAUUCGGAAAAUCAAUUCAAUCAAUCACUAUCCUUCAGCUUUCGAUAAGGGGGAAAUCUUAGCAGCAUUUUUUGUUGCUCCACAUGCUAAAGUAUUCCUAGCAAAGUACUGCAAAGGAUAUAUCAUGACAGGGCCUACCUACAAACUAGGUGGUUUUGGCUUUGUUUUUUCAAAGGGUUCUCCAUUAGCCAUUGAUAUAUCAGAAGCUAUUCUCAAAAUCACACAGAAUGGAGAAGUUAACCAACUGGAAAAACACAUGCUUUCCUUUUCAAAUUGCUCGACUUUGUUGACUCAGGUAGCAGAUAACGUUGGAAGCUUAGGGCCAGAGCCUGUCUCUGGCUUAUUCAAGAUUUCAGGUUCCAUUUCUACAAUUGCAAUUGUAAUUGCGGUUGCUCGUUUAAUGCGAAGACAGUGGUCAAUUCAUGAUUUAGUACAAAGAUUAUUGACAAUGAAGAGAGUUUGGAGAUGGGCCGCAUUGAUUCUUACUGAGUGCUACUCAGGAUUUGGUUUAAGAUUCUUUAGGGAAACCACUAUAAUGGGACAAAAUCAUCAAACGGAUGCAGCUCAAGAUCGCAUGGGGCAAAAAGAAAUUAGCCUGGAGCUGACUACCACUCAAACAUAUAUAUAACUUCUAUGCCAUGGGAUAAACAGCUAUCAAAUAGGUACAAUGUAUGUAUGUCUGGGAACAUGAAUUAUAGACGUAGUUAGAAUAAAAAAGAAAAGGUCUUCUCACUCAUCAAGAAUGUUUGAUAUAAUUCUUUUUUU
Molecule: messenger RNA, 2923 nt
Organism: Olea europaea var. sylvestris
Lineage: Eukaryota; Viridiplantae; Streptophyta; Magnoliopsida; Lamiales; Oleaceae
Product: glutamate receptor 2.9-like
Exons: 5
Coding region: 36-2786 (916 amino acids)
Cellular component (GO): plasma membrane
Molecular function (GO): ligand-gated monoatomic ion channel activity; signaling receptor activity
Source: RefSeq, a predicted model, not a curated record